Molecule: messenger RNA, 1086 nt
Organism: Malus domestica (apple)
Lineage: Eukaryota; Viridiplantae; Streptophyta; Magnoliopsida; Rosales; Rosaceae
Source: RefSeq, a predicted model, not a curated record
AUUGGUGUUGAGUACACACCGACACCUUCUUUUUGCCAAUUCCAUGCGGAGAGAGAGAGAGGAAGAGAGGGAGUAGUUGUAGAUGUAGCAUUGCCUUUGCCUUGGGGAUUCCAUAGAGAAAGCAAAGCAAAUCUCUUUCUCUCUCCUCUCUAUCUCUCUCUCUCUCUCCUCCUGACUCUGCAGCAGAUAAUUUGCAUAUAAAAGAGAUUUGGCUCCAGAGAGAAGGAAGAAGAAACUCCAUGAGCUAAUAUGUUCUGCCUUUGCUUGCUUUCAUCUUGAAUAUGGCAACUUUAGCACUCGACAAUGAAAUUGUAAGCCUUGAUGUUUACCUUUCCUUGGGGCUCAAGACAUCGGGCAAAGGCGUGAUGAAAAUUCCGCGGGUGCUGUCACCUCUCUCGUCAAUUCUUGAGAGAUAUGUUCAAAGGAACGAGAUGCUAUUGGAGACAACAAAAAUUAAACAAGUUAUAACCAUAUAUCAUGGUUUACGAGCACCCCCUCUGAGCAUUCGACAAUAUAUUGAUCGCAUCUGUAAGUACUCUGGUUGUAGCCCAUCGUGCUUCGUUGUUGCACAGAUCUACCUUGACCGAUAUCUUCAGUGCACGCAAGUGCAUUUAACUUCUUUCAAUGUUCACCGGCUACUGAUAACAAGUGUAAUGCUAGCAGCAAAAUUUAUGGAUGACGCAUUCUUCAACAAUGCAUACUAUGCAAAAGUGGGAGGAGUGAGCACGGCAGAGUUGAAUAGGUUGGAAAUCAAGUUCUUGUUUACCAUAGAUUUCAGACUGCAAGUUACUAUAGAGACAUUCAAUAAGUAUUGCUCUCAACUGGAUAAAGAAGCUACAGGAGUCCAGAUCGAACGCUCGAUCCAAGCUUGCAGGAUCAAAGAGAAUUGGUCGAAGUCAAAAAAGAAAGAUUCAACUUAUGUUCACACGGUUGCGAGAUGACACAAAUUGUCGUAUCAUCUCAGCGUUUAUUACACGAAUUUUCUGAAUUCCGAUUGAGUUACAAAAAAUCCUGUUGUUUGGUAAAACACUUGAGUGAACAAUAAUUUUAGUAUCUCGCUUUCGUUUUGUGCAAAGUUUUGGUUUC